Molecule: messenger RNA, 1612 nt
Organism: Lagopus leucura (white-tailed ptarmigan)
Lineage: Eukaryota; Metazoa; Chordata; Aves; Galliformes; Phasianidae
Exons: 5
Coding region: 275-1225 (316 amino acids)
Source: RefSeq, a predicted model, not a curated record
GCCCGUGAUCUACAAGGCUGAAUAAAUAACCCCGAGUCCCUGCGGUGCGUGUGAGCAGCGCUCACCUCCGUAAUUGAAAUGCAUUCAGAGAGAACUUGAGUUUUACCUUCCUAAUUCAUUCCCAGGACUGCAAGAGACUUUUUUUCUUCCUUUUUUUUUCCCCCCUUCAUUGCAAAGUGAGCUUUCAGUCCGUGGCAGCCUGCUAACUGCUUGCCCUGCAAAGUCCUUUGAUUCUGACGAUGUUGAAGGUUUAUGGCAGCUUGGGGGGUUAUAUAUGUGUUAUGCUCUUUGCUUGAAGCUGUAUUUGGAAAACACAGACCUACUGUGGAGGUGCUUCGUGUUUUUGCUAAGCCCAUCACUGAUGGCACUGGCUGGAUGGAGGUUGGAAAAGCUCAAAUCACAGCAAGCUCCUGGCUCUGCAUUCAUGCUGGAUGCAUUCACGUCCCGCCAUGUGAGCACCAGAGCAAUCCUGGAGGACUUUUUCUGCACCAAGGGGAGCUACAGAACAACCCCAGCAGCAUCUGAACUCUCUCAGCUGAGAUUCAGUGGACCCCAUAGGGCUCUGCAGGGGCUUAGAGCAUCCCCACCGCCUUUGCUUUCGGAUGGCAGGGAACAAGGGGAGCUUGCAACCAGCAGGAGCUUUGCAGCACAGCAAGUGCCAGAAACUGAAACAUGUAAGGACAACACUGAGGAAGAAGAGGGAGAAAUUCAGCAAACUUUCUGGGUUGACACCAGGACUGCUACGAGAUCCAAUCCUCUUUUAUCUCGUGGGAGAGGGCUGUGCUUGCAGGCUGCUGCUAGAGGGCAUCAAAGCACAACGCAGCCCCUGACAGCUUCACUCGGGCUGCAGGGGGGUCGGAGGUCUUCAGCAGGACACGUUUGGUUUGCUCGGAGGACUGCCUGGUACCCACUGACAGCUGCAUGGGAUGAAGGAGGUUUGUGCAUGGAACGUCUGAUACCGAUACAGGUGAGGAGGGAAGCAGUGCGUGGGGGUGCUGAGCUUGGAGAAGCUCUGCAGGAGGGAAGCAGCGCCGGGAGCAGAGCCCUUUCUGCAUCACCUGCACGUUCUCAUCUCGAGAUCCGCGGGGAAUGCGAAGAAAGCCGCCUUAGGAUGCGGGUAAAAUGUUGGGCACAGGGAUCUGCUUCGGGCAUCACCAGAGAGGGGCAGGAGAAGCUGUGUGUGCAUUCCAAGGGCUGCACUGCCACCUCCAGGUCUGCACAGUAAUGCAUCUUUUUGUUACUGUUCUUCAGCUCUGGGAUAAAAAAAAGGAGGAGAAAAGGGUUAUGAAAAUACCAAGGGUGUCUUUUGUCACUGCUGACCACGGAGGUGAGGUUUGGGGUUGUUCCAUGCUGUGAGAGGUGCGCUACCACUGCUCCCAUCUGCAGCUCGCACAGCUGCGGCUCCGGUGCCGUCCCCGUUCCGCGCUGCGGAGGGGUUGGAGAAAGGAGCAUUCAACUACUUGCAGUGCUUUUUAAUCCCUUUUUAAUUGUAGAUGAAAGUCCGCACGAUCUCUCUUUCCGUAAGAAUUUCCCACUGCAGAACGGUGUGAGAAACCGGGCGUUUCUACGAGAUGACGGCGUUCUUUUGUUAUUAUUUUUUAUUUUGAGCUCA